Messenger RNA from Coregonus clupeaformis (lake whitefish), 3137 nucleotides. Its product is annotated as probable C-mannosyltransferase DPY19L4. Bases 296 to 2623 code for a protein of 775 amino acids. Lineage: Eukaryota; Metazoa; Chordata; Actinopteri; Salmoniformes; Salmonidae. The transcript has 20 exons. Gene Ontology annotation, cellular component: nuclear inner membrane. Gene Ontology annotation, molecular function: mannosyltransferase activity. The record is from RefSeq and is a predicted model, not a curated record.
GCUCUAAAAUGCCCGCGAAAGACGUGACUCCGAUGCAUAUGGGGAUAUAUUGAUUCCUCUCUAUGACUUUCUGGAGCUGAGCUGCAGCCUAUAAUAUUCGAGGAGAUUUUUAAAAAUGGACUUUGCUAUUCUAUCCCUAUUAAUUGAGUUUUCCUCUUUCUGAAAAGAGAAGAUGUUUGUUCAAACCCAGGCAGCUUUUAGGGAAGCACUUCUGUUGUUGGGUUAUACAAUGGACAAGCCAGCAGUAGGCAACAUUUCUCUGCGUCGGUAGAGCCUCUGUCUGGGUGGAAAGGAUAUGGCAGAGUUGAGAUGCCGGAAAACAGCGGUAAAGGAGGGAGAAGAGGAGGGUGAGGAGGAACACCAGCAGUGUGAAUCUGAACCUCGCUCAGAGAAUUUUACAAUGGACAAGGUUAGUCUGAAGAAGUGUUCAGAGGACACAGAUGGAGCUACUUGUGGGGCUCAGGAGAAAGAGAAGGAAGAUGAAGAGGAGGAGGAGAAGAAGGAAGAAGAUGAAAAGGAGGAGGCAGACAGUCAGAAGCCCUCUCCUGUCAAAAGAACCCGGAGCGCCUGCAGAUCGGUUAUGCUUCAGAGUCUAGUGAAGCUGUUCUUUGGAUGCCUGGCAGCAGUAACAUGUGGCAUGAUGUAUGCAGUGUAUCUCUACACCUACCACGAGAGGAAGUUCUGGUUUUCUAGCAGACAGGAGCUGGAACGGGAAAUCACCUUCCAGGGUGGCAGUGGACUCUACUAUUACUACUACAAACACAUGUUGACAGCACCCUCCUUUGAAAGAGGGAUAUACGAGCUGAUGAGAGACAACAGGACUGUGUCUGGUCAGACCAUCAACGCAGUGGAACGCCUGUCUCUGUACCCAGAGCUUGUUACUAGCCUGCUCUAUAGAGUCACAGGAAGCCAGGAUGUAAUAGAGCCAGUAUACUUCUACAUCGGGGUGGUGUUUGGCCUCCAGGCUGUCUACGUCACUGCCCUCUUCGUGUCCAGCUGGGUGAUGAGUGGCACGUGCGUGGCUGGCAUACUGGCUGUGGCCUGGUAUGUCAUCAACCGACCAGACACAAGCAAAGUGGACUAUGCCAUUCCUCUGCGGGACAACUGGGCCUUGCCUUAUUUCUCCUGCCAAGUUGCAGCUUUAACAGGAUUCCUGAGUAAUAACGUUAACUCUGCCACAGAGAUGUUCUGUUACCUCCUGAUGAGUGCCACCACCUUCACCUUCAUCCUGGUGUGGGAUCACAGCCACUACGUGCUCUUCAUCCAGGGCCUGGCACUGUUCCUGCUUGACUCCUUUGACCUGGUGCCGCCCCGCAAGAUGGCUGACAUUCACAAGGUGUACCUGAGCUCUCUCUUCCUGGCCUACAUCCUCCAAUUCCAGAACCCAGCCCUGCUCAGCUCCCCUCUGCUCAGCCUCCUCAUCAGCACAGUGCUCGCGAGGUACUUCCAGCAAAACAUGAAGAUGGGCCCCCUAGUGGCCAGACUGAUGAAGGUCUUUCUGCAUUUCUACCUUUGCUUCACCACCGGGAUCACCUACAGCUAUGUGGCCAAGCGACUAAUGCCAGUCAGUGAGAGUGAUUUCAUUUUGAGAUUUCUUGAAGUGAAAUUCGGACUCAACACAACAACAGACUUUGUGACCAACCGGCUCCUGUGUCAAGAAUGCUUCCAGACCCCCAGUCAGGACUUUUUCCUGCGGCUUACCCAAGCAUCAGUCCUGCCUUUCUACCUACUGGUCCUCCUUAUCUGUCUCAUAUCAACACUGCAGACCAUCUACAGGAGGCUCAGUGGUGAGCCAAUGAAAACGAACCUCAGACUCGAAGAUGGACGAAUAGGAGAGCAACCCGAGGUCAUCUACCACGUUUUCCACACAAUGCUGUUCGGGGCUCUGGCAAUGGUCUUUGAGGGGAUGAAGUAUUUGUGGACCCCAUACGUCUGCAUGUUCACAGCGUUUGGUGUGUGUUCUCCAGAGCUCUGGGUGACUUUGUUCAGGUGGCUGAGGCUGAAGUCCAUCCACCCUGUGGUACUGGCCUUGAUCUUGAGCACAGCAGUUCCAACUAUCAUUGGAUUCAGUUUAUGGAGAGAGUACUUUCCCCGUGUCAUAGCAGAACUAUCAGAGCUGCAGGAAUUCUAUGACCCAGAUACAGUCGAGCUGAUGAACUGGAUAAAGACCCAUGCCCCGAUGGCGGCAGUGUUUGCAGGCAGCCCACAGCUGUUGGGAUCGGUGAAGCUGUGCUCAGGUUGGACUGUGACCAGUCUGCCUCUCUACUCAGACAUUGACCUGCUGAGGAGGAGUGAGGAUACGUACCAGGUGUAUGCAAUGAGGUCUGCGGAAGAAGUCUACAAGAUUCUGUCUUUGCACAAGACGAGCUACGUGAUUAUCGAAGAGUCGCUGUGCAACGAGUUGAGUCCCACCAAGGGCUGCAGGAUCAAAGACCUGCUGGAUAUCGCCAACAGCCAUGUGGUGUAUGACAAAGGCGAGAUGUACUCCUUCUCCAAACAUGGGCGAUUCUGUCAUGAGAUAAAGAUGAACUAUUCGCCCUACACCAACUACUUCUCAAGGGUUUUCUGGAACAGGUCCUAUCACGUCUACAAAGUCAACUCUGUCAUCUCCUUCCAGUACUGAAGACAGCUCAGCUUCAGUCUAACUACUGAGCCAAUACUUUCUUCUGUCUCUGCAGUGUCUGUUACCAUAGUUGGAUGCAAUACAACCCCUUCGCAGUUGAUUCUCGUAAAAUCAGUGGAAGCGUGUUGAUUGAAUAUUCAGUCCCCCUUUGACAUUCUACAGGGAGUGUAAAUUGUCUUGAUAUUCUGCACAGUAACAAAUAGAAAACCCACACAUGUAACAGAGUGAGAUCCAUGAUGAGAACAUUCAGUUGGUCCCCCAAUUGUUGCAUGUCAGAUAAGUGGUCAAACUCUUAAUGAAUAGUUAGGAGCGAAGUUCACAAUGCCAUGUGAAUCAUAGUACUGUAUUUCGUUUUCCAAAACACAAAUUACUGUGAUGCCUUGAGUGAAAGCAAAGCACACAUGCAUGUAAGGGCUACAGGUCCACUAUUCUCUUCUUGUCAUUAUUUACCUCUUAAUACUGACGCACAUGCAGUGCAUGUGUGCUUUUAAAGAUUAAAGUUUGCUGCUUUGUG